Molecule: messenger RNA, 1143 nt
Organism: Acaulospora colombiana
Lineage: Eukaryota; Fungi; Glomeromycota; Glomeromycetes; Diversisporales; Acaulosporaceae
Source: the annotation of a GenBank genome assembly
AUGUCGUCGCAGGUCGUGGCUAGUGUAGCUUGUUUGGAGGAGUUGGAUGGGAUCCAAAAGGUGGGCUCGCAAGGGAUGCAGUCCCUACGUGCUUUAGAACUAUCUCAAGGCGCACAACGAGCGCGAAAAUCGCCACCACGCGCGACACGACUCGCCUCGUCGUCGACGAAUAAUGCGAGUGAAGCCGUUCCCUUGACACGCUCGUACGGCCGCGAUAGGAGGGGGAGCAAUGCGAGCGCGAGCACUAUUUUUGGAGGAGGAGCGGGAGGGAAUCGUCUUCAUCAUGCUUCGGGGAGUGUAGGAGGUGGAUCAAGUAUUUCAGGCAGAGCGAAUGGGUUGGGACACGGUGGACGACAGAGGAUGAUGAGCAUCGUCGGCACGCCAACUUCGUUGAUGUUUGAUUUGACAAAUGAUGUGAUUCCAAUCAGUCUGAGUGAGGACACUUCAGCACAAAAUCGAGCUCCUGUAGCGAAAACCAUUGGGUUGGUAAAUGGGAUCGCACUCGUCGUUGGAAAUCAAAUAGGAUCAGGGAUCUUCUCAUCCCCCGGAGUUGUACUUGCAGAUUCUGGAUCCGUAGGCGCCAGUCUGAUGCUCAUUCGCGGAGCUCGGCUCUGCAAUUCCAUUGAGGUGAAACGACUUCUAUUCACCACCAAGUUCAAUACUGAGCGUUCCAUUGCUGUAUUAAAGCCUGGCUCAAAUGCCAUUAUAUCAUCCAUCCUUGGCGAAUAUCUCAACCGCCUCUUCUUCCAUGCUACAGCUGCAGAUGCUAGUCCAGACAGUAUUCCGCAAUGGGCCAUCAAGCUUACGGCUUGUAUCUCUGUGAUAAUUGUUUCCAUACUAUGCGUUGCCACACCGAAAUUGGCAACACGAGUUGCCGUGUUAUUCACGUCUGCCAAGAUCGCCGUUCUGAUAGCGGUUACUGUGAUGGGUAUAAUCCAAUUAAGUCGAGGGAAAGCCUCGACCGCUUUUCGAGAACCACUCUUUGAAGGGACAUCUCCCAAUCCAAGUGCAUUUGCACUGGCAUUAUUCUCUGGAUUAUGGGCAUAUGAGGGAUGGGAUCAAGCAAAUUAUAUCACCGGAGAGAUGAAGGAUCCUGCCAAGAAUAUGCCCAGAGUCAUUCAUUCAAGCAUGACGACCGUUACG